GGAAUGAUGCAAUGGCAAUUCUCCCUGAGAUCAUGUGAGCUGCGCGUCGUCAAGUGCGGUCCGACUGAUGAAUCAGUUUUGAGUUGAUAGUGGAGUUGUGAGAAUGUACUCUGAUUCGGAUGAAGAAUUUGACCGACCUGUCCGGAAACGGAUGCGGUUGGACCAUCUAACGGCAGAUGAAAAAUUGGCGAGACGGAAAAUGAAGAACCGUGUCGCAGCCCAAACAGCUAGGGAUCGGAAGAAAGCCCGAAUAGAUAGGUUGGAGGAUUCAUUGGAAGCUUGUCGUCAAGAGUUGGUGCACGUGAAGACGCAGAACGAGUUAUUGUACGAGUUGAAUGCGGUUCUUCAGAAAGAAGUGAAGGAAUUGAAGGAACGGAAAUGCCAGAAGACGCCUGUUGGUCCUGCUGCGAUCAUUAGUGCUCCCCGGCUGAGGGAACAGGGCGUCUUAUUCCUGGCAGCAAUGUUAAUCAUCCUGAAAUCCCUGAGAAAGUGUCGGAAACAGCCAGAGACCUUGAAGACAUGCUUGUCGAGCUCGAUCGUUAUUUCCCCUGCGAAUCUCCUGAGGUAUGUUGAGCCUCGAAUUGAAGAGGUUAGAAAGAUGACACCAGAUGACCACAUGUACGCCUGUAAACCUGACCGGAAACCAGUGAUCCAGAUCCACUUACCAGAAGGAUGCAACACUUUGGACCUCAGUGUACCUAUCUUGUGGGAAAGAAUAGCCUCUGCUUUGGAAACGGAAGUAUUCACUCUCCCGGAACCGGAUUUCGCUACUUCUAAUACGCUUGAUUUUGACGGUGACGCUUUUCCGUGGGGAGAAGAAUUGCGGAUUUAAGCCCGAAUUCAGGCGUUUUUUUUAUCAAGUUUGUUCUGAGGGAGUUAUGGAUUUUUUUUAGUGUGUGCCGAUUGUAUCUUCCCUUCAUUCUGGGGAACCUGAAAUUCCUAUACUCUUCUAACCUACUGGAUUGAAUUUGAUAUUGCGAUUUGUUUUGCAUUCUGCGUUGUUCGGAACUCAUUAAGUUGUUUCCUGAUCGCGUAAUGCAUUUUCCGUAAAGAAAAUAACGCUCGUUCGAGUUUACCGUGAUGGGAGUUGAAUUGGACUUCCUAGAGUUGGGAAGAUAUUGAAGGAUCAGUUGGAGAAUAGGUUCCAUUCCAUUCGGCAUGGCAGCAAUGCAUUGAAGCGCGGUGAUGUUCAUACGCUUCAUUGAAGAGCUCGAGAAAUUAUCGCGAUUUUAUUAUUCGUUUGGCGCACUUCUUCAUUUUUAGGCGCCAUUAGAUGUGCCUGCUUCUCUGAAAAUGCGUUUCUGUUACGGGAUUAUAAUAUUCCUCUUUUUUUCUUAUUGUUUGAGAAGAGUUCAUUGAAUUGCACAUGGAAUGAUGGAUGGAAUGAAAGAAUUGGUGGUCAACUUCUGCUGGCCUGUCAUUUCCUGAAGUCAUUUGUGAGGCCCAAGUCUCAAAUUUCCCAAGUUUAAAUGCCUGCAGAACAGUGAAUCCAUGCCCACUGAGACUGAUCUGCUGCAGAAUGCCUUUUCAUGCACAGUUUAUGCAUUGGGACGCGUAAUUUAUUGUUGAGAAUUUGAAAUA
This is a messenger RNA of Notodromas monacha, 1581 nucleotides long. NCBI's taxonomy places the organism in Eukaryota, Metazoa, Arthropoda, Ostracoda, Podocopida, Cyprididae. The record is from the annotation of a GenBank genome assembly.